Phalaenopsis equestris is the source of this 1573-nucleotide messenger RNA. RefSeq lists its product as uncharacterized. The record is from RefSeq and is a predicted model, not a curated record. NCBI's taxonomy places the organism in Eukaryota, Viridiplantae, Streptophyta, Magnoliopsida, Asparagales, Orchidaceae. The coding region runs from base 37 to 1197 and encodes 386 amino acids. The transcript is spliced from 3 exons.
UUAACUAACUGCCCCAGACCUUCAUUUCUCGAAGUUAUGGCUGGCCAUGGUGCCCCAGAAGAAGGCUCCAAUGCUUUAUGUGGCAAUCCCAUCACCCUUUCAAGCUUCUACAAUGAGAUCAUGGCACCUGCAAGUACAGCCAUCCGUCACCUUCUGAGGAUUCUCCGACUAAAAACUUCAAGCCAAGGUGCUCCACAAGAAUGCUCUAACGCUUCUUACAGUAAGCCCAACACGCUUUCCCGCUUCUACAAUGGAAUAUAUGCAACCGCAAGUACAACCAUUCGUCACCUUAUGAGAAGUCUCGAACAAAUUACUUCAAUCCAAGGUCCAGACCAAAGCCCGACAGCUCCGCCACCUCCACCGUCGAUCCGUCAUCCCUCUCCCCCGCACUGUAACAUCUCCAUCAGCAAACCAGCCAACUGGCCACUCCUCCCUCCUUAUCUCCUCAUCAUCAUCACCGAAAAACUCUUCGUGGACGACAUCAUCCGCCUUACUGCUGUCUGCAAAACCUGGGCCUGGUCCCUCGGACUGCCACACAAAGGCUGGCCAAAUCCACCUCGCUACCGCGCAUCCUUCGUUCCCAUCCCACCCUCCGUUCCAUGGAUGCUCCUCCCCAACCAAAACAGCGAGCAAGCAGACUUCAUCUCUUUCCUCAAACUCUCCGACAGCCAGCUUCAACUAAUCUCCCCUGUUCCAGAAAUGGUUGGCCGCCGUUGCGUCGGCGCUUCGCCGGAUGGAUGGCUGGUGACCCUCGACCUCGACCUCAAUCCCCGAGUCCUGAACCCCCUCACCCGUGAAGAGCUCCCUCUCCCUUCCCUCUUCUCCCUCUUCUCCAAUCCCGCCGAAGUCACAUUCCUCCAUGAUAACCCUGAUGGCUUCCUGGUAGGAUUCUUCACCAAGCACGCGGCCACCGGUGCAGAAAGCUAUCACGCCAGAGAAUGCUUUCGCGACGCAUAUUUCUUAAAGAUUGUUCUGACCUCCUCUCCACCUUUCGGCGUAGCAACGGUGUUUUAUGGGAUCGAAUCACUUCAGACCCAACUAGCUUUUGCCAGAGUCGGAGAUGUGGCAUGGACCCCUGUUCCGGUCUCCAGCGAGCUCUCCAGUAGAAUCGAGGAUGUGAUGUACCGUAAGGAAGAUCAGAGUAUAUGCCAUGAACUCAUCCGGCUGUUUGAUGUUCUUCGAUCUGCAUAUAUGUGAUUGGCCGAGCGGAUUAUGGAAAUCUCCUGAACCUCUCCCGAUGAAGCCGACAGUCGUGGCACAUAUUAAAGGCGAGAUCUUUCGGAUUAACAGGUGAAGUCAUCUUGUAUUUUUGUCUGGUGGUUUUCUGCGGAUCUGUAGAAGUGUAAAUGCUUAUAUGGAUUGGGAAGCUGAAAUGUUAAGGCUUGGGCUGUCACUGGAAGAUGAAGAUGAAGAUGUGAAUGUGGAUGAGGAUGAGGAUGAGCCAAAUGUCAUGUCGAAAACUUGCGAUAUCAGAAUCACAAAGCUUGAUCGGACGAUAAAGGAACCAAGGAUGGAGUCUGGGUGGAUUCCAACAAAUGCAAGUGAUUUGGAUAAUCGAGCAAUAUUUGUUGGC